UGUGAUUUACAGCCCCAGGUUUGAUCCGGACACCCCAGAGAUGGAGUGAUGAUGAUGAUGAUGAUGUGCUGAUGGGAUGAAUGCGCUACCGCUCGUGGGCGUUAUUAAAAAUUCCCGAAGCAGAGAGGCGGUGGGAUUGUUUCUGCAGUACUUUUCCCUCCUAUUGGUCCGUUAAUGAACGCCGCUCUGAUGACACAACCAAGGCUCCGCUGAUAAAAAAAAAGAAGAAGAAAGACGUCAAACCGGGCAGCAGAAGCAAGUGUUGGACGGAGGACAGCUAGUUGGUAAAUGCGCUACUGCAAGUCUUUACACGGCUGGAAGUAUCUGUCCAACUCCUAAGAGAUCUGGUGAAGAAUGGAGUGGUAUGUCCUGGUGCUGAUGCUGAGCUUGCCGUCCUCCAUCCACGCAGAUUGUUCGUUGCAGUGUCAGAAAUGCGCGCAACAAAUGCUUCGCCCCGACGCCGCCUUCAGCAGCUUGCCGUGCAGUGCGGAGUGUGAGGGCGAGCUGGAGAGCUGCGGCCAGCCUCCGCGCCUGGCGGACUUCACCGAGGACGAGGCGGCGGAGGCGGAGGAGAGCCACCAGGCGGACCUGGUCAAACGCUACGGCGGCUUCAUUAAGAGGAUUGACAAGAACAAGAACAAAAUCUUCACUUCCUCUCCGUGGCGCGACAACUACAUCAUGAAAGCCGAAGCGCUGCCCAAGAAAUACGAGGACUUCUUGAAGCGGCUGGAGGCGAGAGACGCGGACGCUGUUCGGGACGCGAACGACGCCACAGAGGAUCAGAUCCUUCACAAUUAUGUUAAACGUUACGGAGGCUUUUUACGCAAAUUCGGCCCGAAAACAAAGAGGAGUAGCUCCCCGGAGCAGGAGAGCCAGGAGCCUGAGGAGCUGCAGAAGCGCUACGGGGGCUUCAUGCGGAGGGUCCGGCCAAAGUUGAACAACCUAAAGUGGGACAAGCGAUAUGGAGGCUUUCUGCGCCGCCACUUCAAAAUCUCUGUUCGCUCAGUGGAGGAGCCCUUUUACUCCUACGAUGACUUGAGCCUAUAGACGAACCCUGCUGAGGAAGAAAAAACUACAAGGAACUUGCGCAGGUUGACUUGAAAUGUCCAAAUUUAUUGAAAAAGUAUCAUAUGCCUGCCUAUCCUACGAUACUCGGUUGCCUUCAGUGUAAAAGUCAUCUCUGUGAUAUUUGCCUCAUCGUCUGUCAUUCAAUAAAUAAUGCUUGUUUAAUAAAACCAUAAAUAAAA
Messenger RNA from Melanotaenia boesemani (Boeseman's rainbowfish), 1247 nucleotides. It is a transcript of the gene pdyn, whose product is annotated as prodynorphin. The coding region runs from base 355 to 1047 and encodes 230 amino acids. Gene Ontology annotation, cellular component: neuronal cell body; plasma membrane; dendrite. The transcript has 3 exons. The record is from RefSeq and is a predicted model, not a curated record. Gene Ontology annotation, biological process: chemical synaptic transmission; neuropeptide signaling pathway; sensory perception. Lineage: Eukaryota; Metazoa; Chordata; Actinopteri; Atheriniformes; Melanotaeniidae. Gene Ontology annotation, molecular function: opioid receptor binding.